Molecule: messenger RNA, 1186 nt
Organism: Cajanus cajan (pigeon pea)
Lineage: Eukaryota; Viridiplantae; Streptophyta; Magnoliopsida; Fabales; Fabaceae
Source: RefSeq, a predicted model, not a curated record
CCUGUUGUAAGCACCGUACGUGAAAAUCAGUGAAAACAACGUUUGAGGAAGCAAAGCAACAAGAGUGGUCCCCACCUUUUGUUUUCUGAAAAUCUUUCAUGUUCUUCCUAGAUCCAAUUCCAACCCCGUUUUGAAUCAACCUCUCUUUAUUUUUCUCCUACUUCUCAUCUAAUCUCACCUCACCUCUUUCUGUUUCUGCUUUUACUUUUGAAGUUACCAUCUUUUUCUCUUUGGGCAUCUUCAUAAAGAAAUUCACUGAGAAAGCCAAAGCCAAAGGUGAUGGAAUGAAUAAGUACACUUGAAACAUGAACAGACAAUGAAUUGGGUCAAUCGGAUCUAAUCUGUAGAGUAUAGUGAGUAGUUGGCAAAGGCGUGUUAUGGCUACAGAUACCAAAAGCACUAUGAUUAGGGUCAAGUCAAGUGCUCUAGAUGUCUCUUCCAAGCCCAAGAUUGAUUCUUUAUCCCUCAAGAAGAAGGUCAACAUCAGCACAGGCAGACUCCCACCUGAUUCUAAGAUGAAAUCUGUCACCACUGUCACAAAAUCUGAGACUAAAUCAAAAUUGGUAGGAACAUCAUCGGCAUCAAACAAAACAGUAAAAAAGACAACUACUACCAAAGUGAGAGAGAAGAAAGUUUAUAGUUUGCCUGGCCAGAAACACGAUCCUCCAGAACAGAAAGAACCCCUGAGGAUUUUCUACGAGUCAUUGUCAAAACAGAUACCAACAAGUGAAAUGGCAGAAUUUUGGUUAAUGGAACAUGGGUUGUUAUCUCUUGAAAGAGCUAAGAAAGCAUUUGAGAAAAAGCAGAGGAAGCAAAAGGAGCUUCGAACUGGAACUCCUGUUAAGUUAUCAAAGCCACCAACUAAGCCUCAAACUUCACAGAAACAACAACAGCCAUCAAAGAAUGGCGACAUAAAAGCCAAGAAGAGAAUUCUCAAUAAAAGUGAUAGCGAUGAUGAUGACGAUUUUGUUUUAAGUCAUAAAAGAAGAAAAUGGUAAGAAGAAAAGCCUCAUAAUGUUUUAUUUUAAAAUUAAAAUAGAAGAUGAAGAAAUGUUGUAAGACAACCUAAUAAUGGAUAGAUUAAAAACAUUAUUCUUCAUGUUUCUGACUUACAAUAAGAGACAUGCAAUUUAUGUCUCUCUCGGGAUCUAAAUUAUGACAAUGGAAACUACUCUUUGUAACUUCA